Phycomyces blakesleeanus NRRL 1555(-) is the source of this 879-nucleotide messenger RNA. RefSeq lists its product as hypothetical. The coding region runs from base 1 to 879 and encodes 292 amino acids. The transcript has 5 exons. The record is from RefSeq and is a predicted model, not a curated record. Lineage: Eukaryota; Fungi; Mucoromycota; Mucoromycetes; Mucorales; Phycomycetaceae.
AUGCCUACCCCCAACCGCAGACUCGCUCCUUCUCUUGCUAGCACUGAUGUCCAGUUGCUACAAGCUUUGAAUGCGAUGAAAGAAGAGAUGACGGCCAUGAAGGAUAAGAUCACAUUGAUGGAUACAAGAAUUGGUGUAGUGAUCACUGGUAACGCAACCGCCAUUAAUGGCAUUGAUGUCUUGUCUGCCCUCCCAGUAUCUGCGCAUGUGCCCACUAGUGUUGCAUCCACUUCUGCUGCCCUUCCUAUCACCGAAUCAAGUGAUACUAACACUGUAUUUGUAAGGAUACAUUCAUGGUUAUAUGUGGAACCCAAAGCUAAAAUCCAAGCAAACGCCAUAAAACCAAAAGAGUUAGUCAAACAACUCUUGUAUUACUUGGAAAAGAAGUUUGCUGGCACUGAUCUGAGGACACGCGACCUUCGUAAGUGUAUGUAUACAAACUUCUGUAGUAGACGUUGCCAGCAAAGGGAACUUCCGGAAACAAGACGAGCCUUGAAUACUAAUUCAAGAAGAUCUGGCCGUGAAACUGAUAACUACACUCGCCAUCACCUUGCUUAUGAUGCUUACAAGGCUGACAUUGAUCUCAAGAUGGGUCAAAACUGCUCUGGACUGAUCCAAAAGUCGGUCAUGUCUGAAGGCAAAUCAGAUGAUGAUAUGUCCCCCCCUCAGCCAAGAAAUGAGAUUCGUGUUGCUCGCCCAAGUUGGAGAAGUGACAAGCUUAACAAAUUCAUUACGGAGGUUGACUCGUUUGUUGUUAAGCAAUUGGGUGCAAAUUCCCGCCAACUGCUUAAGAGAGUUUAUGGUAGAACAGUGGAAUCAACAGUCCCAAUUGAUUUAGAUCCUGCUCUACCUCAAUGGGCUCUUAAAUAUGGGUCAUAA